Trifolium pratense (red clover) is the source of this 1468-nucleotide messenger RNA. RefSeq lists its product as uncharacterized. Bases 213 to 803 code for a protein of 196 amino acids. The record is from RefSeq and is a predicted model, not a curated record. The transcript is spliced from 2 exons. Lineage: Eukaryota; Viridiplantae; Streptophyta; Magnoliopsida; Fabales; Fabaceae.
UCCUUUUGGUAGAAAUAAAAUUCUUUUAUGUGACUGAUUCCCACUCCAUUAGCUAAAACAGAGCAACAAAAAGCACAUAACACAAUACAACACAUUCUCCAAAUCAAUCUCUCUUCUCUUCUCUUCAAUUCUUUUCAACUUCUCUUCUUCUCUCCAUAUUUUCACACAUUCCAAUCUCUCCCACUUCUUCUCCCUUUCUUUUUUAUCUCUCUAUGAGACAAAUUGAGAUAAAUAUAGAAAAGAAGAGAGAAGAAGAAGAAGAACAAGAAACUAUGAGAAACAGCAUAAGAUGUUGCAUAUCUUGCAUUCUACCAUGCGGAUCACUAGACGUGAUCCGCAUAGUACACUGCAACGGCCGAGUAGAAGAAAUCAGCGGCAGUAUCAAAGCGAGUGAAAUCAUGAAAACAUACCCAAAACAUGUUCUCAAGAAACCAUCAUCACCUUCAACACAAGACGGCGGUGUUGUUCCUAAGAUCGUCGUUGUCCCUCCCGAAGCUGAUCUUCAACGCGGUAAGAUUUACUUCCUCAUGCCUCUUCCUUCACCUCCUCCGACGGAGAAAAGUCAUCACCAGAGUAAAAACUCGUCAGGAAGAAAGAAAAGAUCAAAAGAACAGAACAGCAGAAGUAACAGUAACAGUAACAACAUCGAGAACAGUGCUACCUUGGUUGUUUCUUCUGAUCAGUACUUGAGUGAGAUUUUGUCUGAGAAACUUUCUUGUCAGAGAGAGAAAAGAAGAGGACGUGUUGCUGUGUGGAGACCUCAUCUAGAGAGUAUUUCUGAGUCACCAACAAAUCAUCUAUAACGACUUGGACUUGAAGGAAGAGAUUAUCUUGAAAGUUAAAACUAAGCUUAUACUAGUAGAUCACAUACUUCAAAGAGGUUGAUGUGUGUGCAACUAUAUAUUUUCAUAUUGAGACUGGGUUUGGCAGAAUUAUGGUGUGUCACCGUAAUUUUGUCAGAAGUUACAUGAGCUUCAAUACAAUGAUGAUGUCAAGAGUGAUUUUGUCAAAAUAUGCAAGUAAUUGAGGGUGUGUUUAUAAAUUUGAAAUUUUCAGGAAAAAGGAUUAGGCAAGAUUUCGCGUUUCGCCUAUGUUUGGUAUCAUAGAAGUAUGCCAGGAUCACGUUAAUCCGCCAUAUGUAACUUCUACAAAAUCAUGGUAGAUCAUCGUGAUUCUGACAUAUCCACCGUAAUAUGACUCAGACACUUCAAGAAGUAUGUAUAGGUUUGAAUUUGUUUUGGUUUUUAGUAGUUGGUGGAGCUUAGGAAUUGAAGUGCACAUGGGAAGAUGAAAAAAACUAUUGAGAGAAAAGAUCAAUGAUUGGAAUACAGGAGAAAAAAGGAUCCCACUACUAUUGUGUCUUGUUCUGAUAAAUCUGUAUUGAAUCAUAAUAGAAUGUGAUUGAGACAUGAUCCAUGUUAUGUUGUUGCUACCAUUUGAGUAAUCCAUUCACUGUUAUUCCUAUUCA